This is a messenger RNA of Choloepus didactylus (southern two-toed sloth), 1175 nucleotides long. RefSeq names its product spindlin-2. The record is from RefSeq and is a predicted model, not a curated record. Gene Ontology annotation, cellular component: nucleoplasm; cytosol. Gene Ontology annotation, biological process: gamete generation; regulation of DNA-templated transcription. The coding region runs from base 307 to 1083 and encodes 258 amino acids. The transcript is spliced from 2 exons. NCBI's taxonomy places the organism in Eukaryota, Metazoa, Chordata, Mammalia, Pilosa, Megalonychidae.
GAGACUAAGGUGGUUGCGAAGACCGGUGGGAACCCGAUGUGGCAGAGAGGCGGCUGCCGCCAACAACGAGGCGGAGGACAACACCAGCCACGCGCUGGGACACCGCCGCGAGCCUCUUUGCCUGCUCCGCGGCACUCAAAGAAGCGCUUUUCGCCAACUGAUCCUGCCAUCCCAGCGUCCCCGGCUUGUAGGCCGCUGAUUCUCCUUCUCUGAAGACUCACAGCCGAGAGCAGCUAGGUGUCCGAUUUGAGCUCGGGAGGCCCGCGAUAGCGCGCGGUGGGCGCCAGGAAGGGCAAGACCACUGGCAUGAAGACCCCCAACACACAGGAAGCCAAAGGGCAACAACCAAGGGCAGCUGCUGGACGGGCCACUGGGUCUGCAAACAUGACAAAGAAAAAAGCCUCCCAAAAAAAGCAAAGGGGCAGACCUUCCUCCCAGCCCCGCAGGAACAUCGUGGGUUGCAGAAUUUCACAUGGGUGGAAGGAAGGGGAUGAACCCAUCACGCAGUGGAAGGGAACCGUUCUGGAUCAGGUGCCUAUAAAUCCUUCUCUUUAUUUAGUGAAGUAUGAUGGAAUUGACUGUGUCUAUGGACUGGAACUUCACAGAGAUGAAAGAGUUUUAUCUCUUAAAAUUAUUUCUGACAAGGUGGCAUCAUCUCAACUUGGUGAUGCAAACCUUGCAAAUUCCAUAAUAGGCAAAGCAGUGGAACAUAUGUUUGAGGGGGAGCAUGGUUCUAAAGAUGAAUGGAGGGGAAUGGUCUUAGCCCAAGCACCUAUCAUGAAAGCUUGGUUUUAUAUUACCUAUGAGAAAGAUCCUGUCUUAUACAUGUACCAGCUUUUAGAUGAUUAUAAAGAAGGUGACCUCUGUAUCAUGCCAGAGACCAGUGAGUCUCCUCCAGCAGAGAAGGAGUCAGGAGGAGUUGUAGAUGGCCUGAUAGGUAAACAUGUGGAAUAUACCAAAGAAGAUGGCUCCAAACGGAUCAGCAUGGUCAUUCACCAAGUGGAAGCGAAACCCUCUGUUUAUUUCAUCAAGUUUGAUGAUGAUUUCCACAUCUAUGUCUAUGAUUUGGUGAAAAAGACCUAACUGUUCUGAUAAAGUUUGCCACAUUGAAGGGAGCAAAUGUGUAAUUUCUAGAUGUGCAAAAAAAAAAAAAUGUUACUUUUCAAUGUGCUGAA